Messenger RNA from Culex pipiens pallens (northern house mosquito), 921 nucleotides. RefSeq names its product general odorant-binding protein lush (gene lush). The transcript is spliced from 5 exons. Lineage: Eukaryota; Metazoa; Arthropoda; Insecta; Diptera; Culicidae. The record is from RefSeq and is a predicted model, not a curated record. Gene Ontology annotation, molecular function: dibutyl phthalate binding; odorant binding. Gene Ontology annotation, biological process: sensory perception of smell; olfactory behavior. The coding region runs from base 335 to 775 and encodes 146 amino acids. Gene Ontology annotation, cellular component: extracellular region.
ACAGCGCGCGAUGCACUCUUAAUGAUAGUGUGUGAUGACUUUGAUGUUUUAAUUAAGUGAUGCGCGUUGGAUCUAACGAAUGCUUCCGAAAGGCAUCAAUUAUGACACUGUGCCCCGUGCUAUAGAAGAUGCAUCGUAAACUAUAGAGUGGGUGUAUAAUUUGCUCGACAGGUGGAAAUGAUACUCUCGCCAAAAUGAUUCGGCAACUAUCAAGUAUAAAUUCGAAACAAUUGGCUCGUUGAUGGUUAUUUCCUUCCUUUUUGGCGACUUUUGCCAUGGGUACUAAAAGGAAAAAAAUCUUUCCAAACUAACUAUUCAGCGAUGAAUAGACAAGAUGGAACGGUUUACGUUUGUGAUACUGGUGUUAUUUUUGAAGCUGCUCGGACCCAGUGAUGGAGCGAUGACGAUGAAGCAGCUCAAAAAUUCACUGGAAAUGAUGCGAAAGGCUUGUGCGCCAAAAUUUAAAGUGGAUGAUGCAAGCUUGAACGAAUUGACAGCAGGAAAUUUCCGAUCCGAUCCCGACCCCGAACUCAAAUGCUACACGGUGUGCAUAGCACAGAUGGCAGGAACGUUGACCAAAAAAGGCGAAAUAAGCCUGUCGAAAACAACGGCACAGAUCGACGCCAUGCUUCCGAAUGAAAUGAAACCGUUUGCGAAAGAAGCCAUGACCGCCUGCAAAGAUGCACAGGCUGGAUACAAGGAAACUUGCGAUAAGAUUUACUACUCGGUAAAAUGCGUUGCAGAGUUCAACAAAGACGCCUUUUUGUUCCCAUAAAACUGAUGAUGACCCGGCUAAUGAUCGAUGACCUUCUUCAAACAUAAAUUUGUGGGCAGGCUCUUCAAUGUUUUUAUCUAGUUUUUCACCUUGAAAUGUAUUGUUUGUAAUUGUUGUUAGUACUUAAAUAAAUGCCACACACACAA